Capsaspora owczarzaki ATCC 30864 is the source of this 306-nucleotide messenger RNA. RefSeq lists its product as hypothetical. Gene Ontology annotation, molecular function: protein binding. The record is from RefSeq and is a predicted model, not a curated record. The coding region runs from base 1 to 306 and encodes 101 amino acids. The transcript has 2 exons. NCBI's taxonomy places the organism in Eukaryota, Filasterea, Ministeriida, Capsasporidae.
AUGCCGUCAGUCCCAGCCCCGGCGCCCGUGACAGUUUUCGCAACCGUAUCCGCUCCGGCGCCAGUACCAGCACCAGUAGCAUUGGCCGCGCAAGCACCGGCCCAAGCACCGGCUCAAGCACCGGCUCAAGCGGUAGCACCCUCAGUGCAGGAGCCAGCGGCGACUUUUGCGGCAACGUCUCCCGUCUCGGCAGACAUUGUGAGACGGCUGAAGACUAUGGGUUUCCAAGAAGAGCAAGCCCGAAGAGCCGCGGCGCGAUUCCAGGACGAUUUCGAACGAGCCCUCGAGUACUGCCUGCUCCACUGA